AAAAAGAAUGAAAGAAAAAGGAAAACAAUAGACCCAGACAGACACAUCAGGGAGUGCCGUUACAAAGGCAAAACUCCCGACCGACUACUAUUACUACUACUAACAUGUUUGUACUUGCAGAACUCAAUUAACUCCAGUCACCCAGAAGUUAGCGACACGCGAUAAUAAGUGAAACUGUGACGGAGGAGAGCAUGAUAUCUUCCUGAGACAUUGCUUCAAGAGGUACAAUGAGCCACACACUGAGCAGCCUUCUGGGACUGGUAAAAUCCCCAAUUAGAUAUUCCCCUGCAGUGUGUCGACAAGCCUCCACAUCGGUGUUCAUUGGGAAGCAAAAUCACUUACUGAACUUAACUCCCGAGAAUGGUGAAUGGUACUGUAAAGGCUCUGUCAUAGAUUACAGUUUAAGAACAAGCAGUUACACCAAACAGUAUGGAAGAAAUAAACAUACAUUAAUGCAGCUUAGAAGUCUGAGUUUCCUUGUGUCUAGUGAUAAUCUGGAGGAGAAUGAUCAACAUGUGUCUGUUGAAGUGGUCAAGGAUGCUUCAGUGGUAAGCUAUGAAGAAGGGGACUGGACUGAUGAAAUGAACUUGAUAAGGAGUCAAGAAAACAAGUCUGUCCUCAUACCACCAAGUGAUGCCUCAGAGAUUGAAGUAUUUGCCCCUGAGCUACGACCAUCCUUCAACCUAGCUGCUUAUGUCAACAAGUCUGAAACACUGCAGCAGCUGCUAAAGCUUGGAGUGAACCUCAGCAGAUGGGACAGCCAGAAGGGUGUCAGUGCCUUCAUCCUGCCAUUAAACUUUGAGGAAAAUAUGAAGCAGUACAUUGUGUUUCUGCAUGACUGUGGUGUGCCAGCAGAUGACCUUGGGCGAUGGCUAACACUUAACCCAUACAUAUUUAAGGAGAAACUAGAUGACCUUGAUGCCAGAAUAAAUUAUCUGAAAUACAUGAGGUUCAGCAAGGACCAGAUUACACGACUAAUCUCAAAGAAUCCUUCCUGGCUACUCUUAAGCACUGAAAAAAUAGACAGCCGCUUGGGGUUCUUCCAGGAAAGCUUUAAACUCACGGGGGAUGAAGUGCGCUACUUAGCAACCAAAAGACCCCAGCUCAUAACAUGCAGCACUCACAGCAUCAAGAGGAUUACUUUUUCUGUGGUAGAGGAGAUGGGUUUUGAGAAGAGUGAGGCAAAAAGUCUGCUACUGGCUAAACCCAAAAUCUGGAUGGCUGAUGGUGUAGCACUGUUAAAAAGGUUUGACUUUGCCCACAACCACAUGGGGUUGUCACAUGCCAUGGUGGUUCAGUUCCCUGAGGUGCUCUUGACAAGGGACUUCAAGCUCAAGCAGCGGCACUGCUUUCUGAAGCUCCUUAGCAGGGACCAGUAUGACUCUACCAAGCCUAACUAUGUGUCCCCAAAAGCUCUGGUGUCAGGCACUGAUGCUGAAUUUUGCACUAACAUUGCCAAAGCUUCUGUGCAAGCCUUCAAUGACUUCUUGAAGACACUCUAAACUCAACAAAUUGUUACUGGAUUAUGGGUAAAAAUAGUGUAAUAAUGUGUGUAUAAUUUUCAAAAUGUACAUAAGAUUUUU
This is a messenger RNA of Eriocheir sinensis (Chinese mitten crab), 1583 nucleotides long. RefSeq names its product transcription termination factor 3, mitochondrial-like (gene mTerf3). Gene Ontology annotation, biological process: mitochondrial ribosome assembly; regulation of DNA-templated transcription. Gene Ontology annotation, cellular component: mitochondrion. Gene Ontology annotation, molecular function: double-stranded DNA binding. Bases 228 to 1502 code for a protein of 424 amino acids. The transcript has 7 exons. Lineage: Eukaryota; Metazoa; Arthropoda; Malacostraca; Decapoda; Varunidae. The record is from RefSeq and is a predicted model, not a curated record.